AUGUAUCGGUGUGAUUGGAUAGCCAAAACCAUUAUAUGCACAAGAUUAAGGUCGCACGUUAACUCGUUAGAACAUGAAACAUACAAUAACCUCGAUAUGGGACAAAUAAUUAAAUUAAAAUGA
Messenger RNA from Vairimorpha ceranae, 123 nucleotides. RefSeq lists its product as hypothetical. The record is from RefSeq and is a predicted model, not a curated record. The transcript has a single exon. NCBI's taxonomy places the organism in Eukaryota, Fungi, Microsporidia, Nosematidae. Bases 1 to 123 code for a protein of 40 amino acids.